AUGUGGUUGUCCAAUCCUAGUUGUAGUGAGAUUGUUGAAGCCGUGUGGCAUAGCAGUGGUGUUACUGAUUUUGAUGAAAGAAUUUUACAAAGAAUUGAGAAGUGUGGUAGGGAUUUGAGUUGGUGGAAUAUCUUUGGGAAUGUAAGAAGGGAGUUAGAAAAAUUGAGGAAUUUACUCCUCAAGGCCAAGAAUGAAGCUGUCCUAAGUGGUGAUAAUACUCGGGUUAGACAACUAAAGAAGGAUAUUGAAGUAUUGAAGGAUAGGGAGGCGACUAUGUGGGCACAAAGGUCGAGAUUAUUAUGGGUAAGGCAAGGGGACAGAAAUACAAAAUAUUUCCAUAGUUAUGCCACAAAGAGGUAUAGGAAAAAUCUAAUUGGGGGAGUUAGAGAUUAUGAGGGGAUAUGCAAAGUCCACCCGGAGGAGAUAGCACCAAUUUUUGUAGAUUACUACAAAAUACUCUUUUCUUCAUCAGGACAUAUUGAGGUUUCAAGGGUAUUGGAGUGUGUGCCAACAAUGAUUAUGGAUGAGAUGAAUUCCUUGUUAUGCCAUGCCUUUGAAGCUAGUGAAGUGAAUGUGGCUUUGCAACAAAUGAAUCCUCUAAAAGCUCCCAGACCGAAUUUUGUGAAUGAUGAGGCCAGUGGUUUAAUCCACCCAACAAGGGGCAUAAGGCAAGGAGACCCAUUAUCUCUAUUCUUAUUUUUACUAUGUACGGAGAGGCUGAAUGGGAUGAUAAAAAAGGUUGAAAUUGAUGGGAAUAUCCAAGGGAUAUCUAUGGAUGAGUGUCGGAAGGUGUUGGAUAUCUUGAAUGACUAUAAGGAGGCCUUAGGACACAAAAUAAAUAUAAAUAAAACUGCACUUUUCUUCAGCAAAGCCACUAAUGCCGAAAUAAAGAACAAUAUCAAAGAAGCUUGGGGAGUUUCAAAAAUUAUGCAAUAUGAGAAAUAUUUGGGUCUACCUUCCUUUGUUGGGAAAGGAAAAAAAGCAAGCUUCAAUUACAUUAAGGAAAAGGUGUGGCGAAAAUUACAAGGAUGGGAAGGGAAGUUAUUCUCACAAGUAGGUAGGGAAGUGUUGAUUAAAUUAGUCAUCCAAGUCAUUCCAACAUACACAAUGGGAUGUUUCAAAAUUCCCUUGGGUCUAUGCAAUGAGAUUGAAGCCAUGAUAAGGAAGUUUUGGUGGGGACAAAGAGAUGAUAGAAGAAAAAUCCAUUUAAUAAAGUGGAAAGAUUUGACGAAAUCAAAAGUAGUUGGUGGUAUAGGUUUUAGAGAUCUUGCCAUGUUCAAUGUCUCAUUACUAGCAAAGCAAGCUUGGUGCCUUUUGCACAACCACAAUACUCUCUUCUACAAGGUUUUCAAGGCAUGGUUUUUCCCAAACACAACGAUCAUGGAGGCUAAGGAUUCAGGAUGGGGCUCUUAUGCAUGGAGGAGUAUACUUGUAGGAAGGGAUGUUAUCCAAAGGGGUGCUAGAUGGAGGGUUGGCAAUGGGAAAAAAAAAUCAGAAUUUGGCAAGAUCACUCGCUGCCUAGAAAGCACCCUUCCCUUCUAUCCGAAUGCCCAAUAG
Molecule: messenger RNA, 1557 nt
Organism: Quercus robur (English oak)
Lineage: Eukaryota; Viridiplantae; Streptophyta; Magnoliopsida; Fagales; Fagaceae
Exons: 3
Coding region: 1-1557 (518 amino acids)
Source: RefSeq, a predicted model, not a curated record